UAGAAAUACUCGGAUCCAAAUCCAUUUGAAGAUAAAUAUGUUCUUCUUACAAUGGCACGAAAACCAUGCUGCCGAUACUAAAAAAUACUACCUAUUUCUUUAAUCCUUUCGAAAAAAGUUGUGUAUUUUCUUGAGUUACAACAGCAAACAGUUUAUCAAAUGAGGAGAAAUCUGAGCCUUCUGCUUAGGCGAGAAAUGGUAAAUCUUGAUAAAGAUGCUGAUAGUCGAAAAGCAGCCUUGACAGCACUAAAAUCAUAUGUCAAAGAUUUGGAUUCAAACGCGAUUCCAGUCUUUCUUGCUCAAGUUUCCGAGACCAAAGAAACCGGAUUAACAUCCGGCGAAUACACAAUCUCACUUUACGAAGUUCUUGCUCGCGUUCAUGGUACAAAAAUCGUACCCCAAAUCGACAACAUCAUGUCCACCAUCAUCAAAACUCUGACAUCUGGUGCAGCCUCUUUUUCACUUCAACAAGCUUGCUCAAAGGUGGUACCUGCUAUUUCUACAUACGCGAUGGACCCCACCACUCCUGACGACAAAAAAAGACGAAUUAUUCACUCUCUUUGUAAACCCCUUUCGGAUUCUCUUUUAUCUAGCCAAGAUAGUUUGUCAUCCGGUGCAGCGUUAUGUUUAAAGGCUUUGGUUGACUCUGAAAAUUGGCGGUUUGCUUCGAGUGAAAUGGUCAACGAGGUCUGUCAAAGAGUUGUUGGGGCUUUGGAGAAAUCUUUAACGCCGAAUUCACAUAUGGGGUUAGUUAUGUCGUUAGCGGAACAUGACGGUUUAAUCGUUGAAGCAUAUGCACGGUUGUUAGUCCGGUCCGGUAUCGCGAUUGCUAAUACGGCUGCUUUAGAGGGGAAUUCUCAUAAGCGAUUGAUGGCCAUUCAAAUGGUUAAUUUUUUGAUGAAAUGUUUGGAUUAUAAAUGUAUAAUGUCGGAACUUAACUUCAUAAUUGAGGCAAUGAAGAUCUGUGAUGACGAUGAUGAUCAAACGACGUAUGUUAAAGGCGCAGCCUUUGAAGCAACACAAACAGCAAAAAGGAUUUUGAUCGAAAAGGGGUCAAAGUAUGCGAAUAGAACCGGUCAAAGGGGUGUCACCGCAUCAGCUGAAUCACAAACCAUCGGUUCGUUUGGUGGGUAUAGUUCUAUGCUCGAUUCUCCAUCUGCAAUUAGUGGUUUAUCUCAAGAGGUUGACUCUGACCGAAGUGUGAACCGAAAGCUUUAUGAAGAUCAAGGCGAUCAUACAAGAAGUGUCACUCCUAGUCCUCAGAGAUCUUGGUCAUAUAUAAAUCUUGACAACAUAAAGAUCUUCACAACUCCAAGAAAGCUUAUGAAGUCCCUUCAAGAUUCAAUCCAAAGUCAAAAUGUCAAAAGUCAGGCAAGUCAAAGUUUCAUAAGCCCAUUGUUGAGCAAAUUUGAUCUGAACUGCACUUCAAAGCGCGAUCAAAACGGGUUUUUGUGUGAUCUUAGUGACAGUUUCACCCAAGUUGAUGAGCGGUUUUAUGAUGCUUCAGAACACAUUUGCCAAGAAGUUAAUCCUGAAACGAAACCGACACAUUGGUUUACGAUGAGAGUUCUUUUUGGUCUUGUUAUUUUGUUUGCAAUCAUUGUUUGUUUCUUGUUGGUAGGAGAUGCAAAUGAAGAGUAUUAUGUUGUUCCUACUUGAUUUAGGUCUUUUUUUUGUUAAAAGUCAGGUUGAAUACAUUGUAAUAUUGUAUUGUUGGGAGACAUGAAUAUGAACUUUAGUAGGUCAAA
Molecule: messenger RNA, 1748 nt
Organism: Helianthus annuus (common sunflower)
Lineage: Eukaryota; Viridiplantae; Streptophyta; Magnoliopsida; Asterales; Asteraceae
Product: protein SINE1
Exons: 3
Coding region: 160-1659 (499 amino acids)
Cellular component (GO): microtubule
Molecular function (GO): microtubule binding
Source: RefSeq, a predicted model, not a curated record